UGAUCCGUGCUGGAACCAAGCCUGCAGAGAAUGUCCCUGAAGCAGACAUGGCCAAAAGAACCAGAUUUGAAGAAAUAAAGAAGACCAAGCUUCGGAGCUUAAAUGUGUUUGUUUCAAAGAAUCGUCUGUGUGUCCAUAACCUGCCCAAGUCAGUGGACAACAAAAAACUCAAAGCACUCUGCCUCCAAGCAGUGAAAGGGGACAAAGGAGUACGCAUAAACGAGUGUCGGGUGAUGUAUGACAAGAAGCCAGAGAAGGGUCAGUCGAACGGACAGUCGUUAGGUUACGGCUUCGUCCAGUUUCAAGAGCACGAGCAUGCUCUCAGCACACUUCGUUACCUUAACAACAACCCUGACCUCUUCGGCUCACACAAGAGACCGAUCGUUGAGUUCUCCCUGGAGGAUACAAGGAAACUUAAAUUAAAAGAAAUCCGCCAACAAAGGAACAAGGAAUUCUUACAAAAUCGGCUACAAAAAGGAGGAGGGAAACCUCAGACACCGGCAGAUGGAAAAUGGGCCAGUAAAGAUGGAAAUAAAGCAGCAACCUCAUCCGUACAGACUGGAAACGAGAAAGCUCCUCUUGAAAACCAGAAGCAGUCCGGACAGUUUUCGGGCUUCCAGACGAAACCUGAGGUCGAACAUGUGGAUUUGCAGAACGGGAAGAAACGAAGAAAGGUUCUAGCCUUCCCUUCCCAUCGGGGGCCUAAGAUCAG
This is a messenger RNA of Notothenia coriiceps (black rockcod), 712 nucleotides long. Its product is annotated as RNA-binding protein 28-like. The record is from RefSeq and is a predicted model, not a curated record. The annotation marks the transcript as partial. The transcript has 6 exons. Gene Ontology annotation, molecular function: mRNA binding. NCBI's taxonomy places the organism in Eukaryota, Metazoa, Chordata, Actinopteri, Perciformes, Nototheniidae. Gene Ontology annotation, cellular component: nucleolus.